AUGAGGGGCGAACAAUUACCCAAUUACCCCAACUUUCAAAAACACCAGAUCUCGGAUAUGGGGGCACCGAUUGAAAAUGCCAGAAUUCUGGCAGUAUUUCCAUUUUCGGGACCCUCACAAUACAUUUUGGUCAAACCCUAUUUGAAGGAGUUGACCACUAGAGGUCAUGUAUUGACGGUUAUCAAUGGCUAUCCUUCAGAAGAAAAUGGAGAUAAUUAUAAAGAUAUACCCUUAUUAGAGGUACAUGAAAUACAAAAAGCCUAUAUGGAAGGUGCUGUUUUGAAACGCAAUGUAUGGUCUGAAUUAACUUUUGUUUCAGACUUGUUAUACAAUAUCAGCGAAGCGGUAUUGAGAAAUGCACAAGUUCGAAGACUUCUCAUUGAUGAAACCUUUGAUCUGGCCAUCGUCGAAGCUGUCAAUACAGAUGCCUUAUAUAGUUUGGGUUAUCACUUUGGGGUACCCAUUAUAGGGGUAUCCAGUUAUGGCAAAGACAUUAUCAUUGAUGAGAUCAUGGGUAAUCCCACACCUUUGGCCUACAUACCAUCCAUGGCCACAGGCUUUACUCACAAAAUGUCUUAUGGCCAACGUCUGCAGAAUGUUGUGGUUCAAAUGUUAGAACUACUGCAUAAUCGUUGGAUACACUUACCUCGGCAACAGAAUUUGUUGAAUUUAUAUAUGCCUCAUAUAUCAAAAACGGUGCAAACUAUGCGUAAAAAUAUUUCUCUUUACUUGGUGAAUCAACAUUUCUCUCUAAGCUUUGCCAAACCCAAUGUACCAAAUAUCAUCGAAGUAGGAGGUUUUCAAAUUCCCACUAAAACAAAGCCCUUGCCUAAGGAACUAAGAUCAAUUAUAGACAAUACUCUAUAUGACAUCAUAUACUUUUCCAUGGGAUCCAAUGUGAAAAGUAAGGAUUUCCCUUCGCAAAUAUUACAAAUGUUUAAUAGAGUCUUCAGCCAAUUGCCCUACACUGUGCUGUGGAAAUUUGAAAAUCACGAAUUGCCUGGAAAACCUUCAAAUGUGCAUAUAAAUCCUUGGUUUCCUCAAAUUGAUAUAUUGGCCGAAGAAAAAGUAAAACUUUUUAUAUCUCAUGGUGGUCUGCUUUCAACCUUUGAGGCUGUGCAUUAUGGCAAACCCAUUUUGGGGUUACCCAUCUUCUUCGAUCAACAUUUAAAUGUCAACAAUGCCAAAGAGAAAGGUUUCGCUUUAGGAUUGGAUGUGACAACAAUUACUGAACUGCAAUUCAAAAGUAGCAUUUUGGAAUUAAUGGUAAAUCAAAGUUAUAGUGAAAAGGCCAGAGAAAUAUCGCAGAUAUAUCAUGAUCAACCUUUAAGGCCAAUGGAUCUGGCCAUUUAUUGGACUGAAUAUAUUUUAAGACAUCGUGGCGCUGAGCAUUUACAAAGCCCUGCCAAGGAAAUGGAUUUCCUUCAGAGCAACAGUAUAGAUACAAUUGGUGUUCUAGCGAUAAUUGUUGUAUUAACUACCUGUGUUUUUAUUAUAUUAUUAUUAUUUCCAUUUUCGGGACCCUCACAAUACAUUUUGGUCAAACCCUAUUUGAAGGAGUUGGCCACUAGAGGUCAUGAAUUGACGGUUAUCAAUGGCUAUCCUUCAGAAGAAAAUGGAGAUAAUUAUAAAGAUAUACCCUUAUUAGAGGUACAUGAAAUACAAAAAGCCUAUAUGAAAGGUGCUGUGUUGAAACGAAAUGUAUGGUCUGGGAAGGGAAAUCUGCCCGAUAUGGUACUCAAAUGA
Stomoxys calcitrans (stable fly) is the source of this 1746-nucleotide messenger RNA. Its product is annotated as UDP-glucosyltransferase 2. Bases 1 to 1746 code for a protein of 581 amino acids. The record is from RefSeq and is a predicted model, not a curated record. NCBI's taxonomy places the organism in Eukaryota, Metazoa, Arthropoda, Insecta, Diptera, Muscidae. Gene Ontology annotation, molecular function: UDP-glycosyltransferase activity. The transcript is spliced from 5 exons.